AUGAGUAGCUUUGAGUUGAUGGGUGAUGGCAGAAGCAUACUUGCAAAAUACCUGAAGGAGAACAAUUUUGGAGGUGCCAUGGUUUGGGCCAUUGAUUUGGAUGACUUCCUUGGUACAUUUUGUAACCAAGGAAAAUACCCUUUGGUUAGUGAACUGAAGAGAUUGCUUGAAACAAAUGAUCCCAUUGUACCAAACUGCCCUGAUGCAGUUGAUCCUCCAACUGAAUCUCCAACCGAACCUCCAACCGACCCUCCAACUGAUCCUCCAACCGACCCUCCAACUGAUCCUCCAACCGACCCUCCAACUGAUCCUCCAACCGACCCUCCAACUGAUCCUCCAACUGAACCUCCAACUGAUCCUCCAACUGAACCUCCAACCGAUCCUCCAGUUACUCCUCCAGUGGAUUCAGAUCCAUCAUUUUGUGUCGGAAAAGUUGAUGGGCUCCAUCCAGAUCCCAAAGACAGUGGAAAAUUCUAUAUUUGUGUAGGAGAUCGCACUUAUCCGUUCAGUUGUGCAGCUGGCUUAGUCUUCAAUGACAGCUGCAAGUGCUGUGACUAUCCACAUACCAUUAAAAAUUAAACAACAACAACUAAACUCAUUCACUGUGUUAAGAUAAAAAAUCCAAGCAACCUAUUGGUGGGCAUUCACUCAUUGUCAUAGCCCAACUUUUGAGAUGCUUUAAAAAUAAUAAAAAUCUUGUGCAAUGUUUCUCUAAACUGAAUAUGCAUCAUGUAAGAUUUCACAAAACAGCACACACAAAGAAGCCUUUGAAAAGUAAGGGGUAUUCCAUCUGCAUAACUCACAUAAACACAGUUCAGAUUUCUGUCUCUGCCUCAAAGGAAGUAUUAGGGAGCCUACCCUGUUUCCCUGAAAAUAAGACAUCCCCUGAAAAUAAAACCAAGUAGAGGUUUUGCUGAAUUGCUAAAUAUAAAGCCUCACCCAAAAGUAAGACCUAGCAAAGUUUUUGUUUGGAAGCAU
Messenger RNA from Anolis carolinensis (green anole), 978 nucleotides. Its product is annotated as spore coat protein SP85-like. Gene Ontology annotation, molecular function: chitin binding. Gene Ontology annotation, cellular component: extracellular region. NCBI's taxonomy places the organism in Eukaryota, Metazoa, Chordata, Lepidosauria, Squamata, Anolidae. Gene Ontology annotation, biological process: carbohydrate metabolic process. Bases 1 to 579 code for a protein of 192 amino acids. The record is from RefSeq and is a predicted model, not a curated record. The transcript has 3 exons.